This is a messenger RNA of Hyalella azteca, 3635 nucleotides long. RefSeq lists its product as uncharacterized. Gene Ontology annotation, molecular function: protein binding. NCBI's taxonomy places the organism in Eukaryota, Metazoa, Arthropoda, Malacostraca, Amphipoda, Hyalellidae. The transcript has 14 exons. The coding region runs from base 701 to 2524 and encodes 607 amino acids. The record is from RefSeq and is a predicted model, not a curated record.
AGAAUGAGUCUUGGAAAAAGUUUCUUCUCUGCUACAGUAUAUGGCCAUCUUAUGAUCAACCAUAAAUUGAGCAAACUCUGCAGCCAUUUGAUCAUUAACCUAAUUGAUGUUCACUGAGUAUAAGCAGAUGCAACAUCUCAUUAUUAAAGAAGUGGGCACAUUUCUUACAAGUUUGGAACAUGUAUAAGGAAGCUGUGAGGGGUAAUGGGGAGCCCUGCAAGUGAACAGUGUCUGAGCAAAGAAACAAAAAAAAAGACAAAGUUUGUAAAAAAUUUUGGAAGCAUGAAAAGGCAAUGAGGAGGAAACAGGCUAGUUUAAGAUGUUGACAUGUCAAAUUGACCAAAGUAAUUGGACUACAAUUUGUGAAAUUUCCUUAAACUUUUUGACCAUAGCCAUGUCCAGGUGUGAAAGGUGACCUGUGUGAGGUCACCGCAACACCUUCAGCUAGUCAGCAACAACAAUAAUAAAAAAUUUUAAGGUAAUACGGUACAUAUAGAUAAUGCCAGUCAUUUUUUCAUCUGGUGAUCUUGAUGAAAGAAAAUAGCUACUUUUUAACUUUGCACAAAAAACUGUACUGACGACCAAAAAUUCAUCGGUGAAUAGCAUAAGCACCUUUCCUCACACUUUCUUCCAUUACUUUCUUCCUUUUGUUCAAGUGUUGUGAGCGCUUUAAGCUUCACAAAGAAUAAAAGCAUUUGAAAUGCCGUGGGAUCCAAAUCAAGAAAGCGGUCAAAUGAGUCUUUGUGGUUAUGAAUUUCCAGACCUCACAUCUCAAAUUGCACCCUUGACCAUAGAGAUGUUCAAUGUACCUCUUUGGGUUACUAAAGAUGUGAUGGCGGAGAUGUUCUUUAUUGCACAAGACUGCAUCACUCUGAAGAGGAAGCGUGGUAAGCCACGCUAUGCCAUCAUUGUUCCCCCCAGCUGGGAUGAAAGUGAUUCCAUUUUGAGUCAUCAUUUUAAGUUAUUUGGGAAGCAGAAAGCACUACUAAGGCAAUCCUAUGACUCGAACACAUCACGACCCUCCUCAAAGCACUACAAGCCUCAUAUGCUGUCCAGUGAAGAGUUUGACUUGAGCCCUGCAUGUAGUGGACAGCCUACACUUCAUGUCCUCAAUGAUGAUGUCUUGCUUCAUAUUAUGAAAUACAUUAAUGUUGCUGAAAAACUGAUGCUUGAAGCAGUGUGUCGACGCUUCCAGUCUCUGGUUUACCGCGAGCUGGGCCAGAAUAACGUCAUAGACUUCACUGAUGACGGCUGCGUCUGGCGAAGUGCUCACUCCAACCUCCCCAAAUGUCGCAGCAAGUCGCCAGCCGAGCUCACGCAGGACCUCAAGCUCUGCACCUACAAGAUGCUCAUUAUGAACGCUAACCUCAUCACUACUCUGAAACUCGACGAGUAUCACUGCAUCUUUGAUGUCAACGUAUUUGCUGCUAUAGGUCAACUGGCUGUGAAUUUGGAGGAUUUAUGCCUGCAGUUCUCGUCAAAGAGAAAGCACUACACUCCCAUGAAGACCAUCUUCUCGCGCUGCACCAAACUCAGGACUUUAAGUCUCGAAGGCAUAGGCCGCUCUGACGAAUUGCUGCGAGACUUGAAGCUAUGCAAAUGUUUGGAAGUGUUGCGGCUGGGCAGCGUGAAGAAUCUUGACUGGGCUCUUCUAUUGGAGUUGAAAACUCCUCUAAAAGAGCUUUCACUCCACAACAUUGAUACCUUAUCUAACUUCAAAAUACAUAAAAGCUAUCCGGACUUCGCGUUUAACUCAAGCCUCACGACAUUCCGCAUGUUCAACAAUAUAAUGACGCCACGUAUUUAUAUGGCGGAAGCUCUGUUAUCAUCCAUGGCACGCAAGUGUCCUGCGCUGACCCAACUUCAGCUUGAUUGCUCCUGGUAUCAUGUGCCACCCAAUUUCAAGACAUUCAAUAACUUGAAGGUCCUGCACUUUAUUGCUGCUGCUCGUGAAAUCAAGGUUCUUCUCAAAAGCGCUCUGCCUGACGUCGAGGAUCUUUACAUCGAGUUACCUAGCUGGGAAGUAUAUAAUAUGCACAGCGAAAAUGAAGUCUUAACUGUGGACUUUUCGCUGGCGCCGACGUCAGUGUUGUCCCUGACGCUGCCGUCCGUCGCUUUGGACGAUAACUCCUACGAGAGCCUCCUGCGCAUGCCUAAACUGCAGCGAGUCUUUGUCAAAAGCAAGAAAUUCUCAAUGGUUCAGCUUAAACUGCUCGUGGCCCACGUUCAGCUGGUCGAGAUAGGCGCCGCGAUGGUGUCCGUGGAUCUCUCCACGGCACAGGAGCUCACUGCGCUGCGCAGGAAGGCGCUGGCCGAGGGCAGGGCCAAGUUCCCCUCACAGUGUCUCGACCACGACGAGCCCCUCGUGCUGCAUGUCAACUACGCCCACCACGUAGCCUUCGAUCCUUCAGAUCCUUUCAUCAAAAUCAAAGACCACAAGCUUAACUCGUACAUCUACGAGCUCGUCGGGUCGUGUCGCUUUGACAAGUGGCUGGACUUCGGCAACGACGUCUACCAGCAGUAGGAUGCCGAUGAGUUCCUGAGGACGACUGACAUACGAUUGUGGAAUGACAAUCAAUGGGAAUGCUACCCCGAUCUCUAUUUUGACGAUUCCCAUUUGUGAAUCCUGAGCCUCACCAGGCUUGUGCUGCAGUUCUGUGAUACGAUGAGUGGAGCUGACCAGGCUGCUAUGCGGUGUCGUAGCGAUAUAGUCUCCUUUUGUUUUGUUCAUGCCCAAAUGGCGUCAUUUCUUACCAACGAAACAAGUGUCAGAUGUUUUCUAGUUGGUACGUUCCAAAUAAUCUUUCAUGUUUCGAAAUGUUGAGGCUAUGACCACGGAUUUAUAAGAGGAAAAAUUCAGUUUGGUGAUUUAUAGUUCAAAACCGCCUGUUAGUAUAACAUGCCUCUGAACGAUUCAUGUAAUUUAAGAUUCGAUCAAUUUUUCCUAGUUUUGUUUCAGUGGAGUUUCUUUUCUACUUCGACUAAAAAUUAGGGCGGGUCUUCCAAGCAUUACUUAUCUGCCGUCCGACAUUUGGUUCUAUACCAUCAUGGAUCGUCGCUGAGAUCUGCACUAUACUCUAUCACGCGAGUGAUACUGGAGACCUGGCAUUCUCUGUGUCUUAACCAUAUUAAUUACAUUAAUCUGUGUUCUUUUUUUGUCUCAGUGGAAAUCUCUUAACGAUAAGGUGUUGCAGGGUUUACCUUGAGAUAUGAAUUUUUUCAGCAUUCUUUAGAUGGUACGAAUUGAACGUUAUUUUCCAAUAACGUUCAAUUCGUACCAUCUAAAGAAUUGAACGUUAUUGAACUAUUUCAUGUUCAGUUGACAUCACUAUUUCAGUGAUCAGUUAACUUGCUUUAGUGUUUAGAAAUUGUGCUCUGAACGUAUUUUUAUUACUGUUUAAUUGAUUUGCUCAUGCUUCAUUGAAAUAUUUUUAUCAACAAAUCAAAACUAUCGUAGUAACGUUUCCAAAAAAUCGAGUUUUUUCUGUGUUGGAAAUAAAGGAAAGGGAUAUACAGGGUGUCCCAAAAAACGAUACUCAACUUUGAAUGGCUGUAACUCGAAAAGUGAUAGAGUUGGAAAAAUUGGGAAGGUCAGGAUUUGUUCCCUAUCUUUUUCUGCAUCUCUCCACCAAAAA